This is a messenger RNA of Aspergillus chevalieri, 1497 nucleotides long. Its product is annotated as putative MFS phospholipid transporter (Git1). The transcript is spliced from 6 exons. Gene Ontology annotation, molecular function: carboxylic acid transmembrane transporter activity. Bases 1 to 1497 code for a protein of 498 amino acids. Gene Ontology annotation, biological process: carboxylic acid transport; transmembrane transport. Lineage: Eukaryota; Fungi; Ascomycota; Eurotiomycetes; Eurotiales; Aspergillaceae. The record is from RefSeq and is a predicted model, not a curated record. Gene Ontology annotation, cellular component: plasma membrane.
AUGGAAAAGACAGAAGUCAAGCCAGAAGAAUCCACGCUCAAGGCUCCUGAACUGGAGGGAGGAGCUAUCGACGAUGCGCCUCCGCUGGAAAAUACCCAGAAGAGUCGCUGGGAGCGCAGCUGGCCAACCAUUGCCUGCGGUGCUGGUCUUUUCUCAGAUGGCUAUCUCAAUGGUGUGAUCGGUCAAGUCAACACCAUGCUCGGCCAAAUCUACCCAGACACCUACACCAAAUCCCCCGCUAGCCAAAACGUCUCCUCCAUCGCCUUCGCCGGUACGGUCCUGGGCCAACUCGCUUUUGGCUACAUGGCCGACCACUGGUCGCGCAAAUGGGCCCUAAUGAUUUCUACCAUCAUCCUUAUCGUUUUCGGCGCCCUCUCCGCAGGCGCUUACGGUUACCACGGCAGUCAAUACGGCCUUUUCGCAGCGCUUACAGCCUACCGAUUCUUCUUGGGCGUUGGUAUCGGCGGCGAGUAUCCGGCUGGCUCUGUGGCUGCGGCGGAGAGCACGGGAGAGCUGAAAAAAGGGCAUCGCAAUCGGUGGUUUAUCAUCUUCACGAACUUUCAGAUCGAUAUGGGGUUUGUGCUUGCGGCGUUUGUGCCGAUGAUUCUGGUGUUGAUUUUCACGGAGGAUCAUCUGCGUGCGGCGUGGAGGGUUGCAUUGGGUUUGGGUGUGAUUCCGCCGUUGAGUUUGUUUUACUUGCGGUUGAAAUUGAAUGAGCCCGAGGAGUUUAAUCGCGAGCGUAUGCGCAAGUUUCCGAUUUGGUUAAUUAUCAAGUUCUAUUGGUGGCGUUUGACUAUCAUAUCCCUCGUCUGGUUCGUGUACGACUUUUCAACCUACUCCUUCAGCAUUUACUCGUCGAAAUGGGUGUCCAUUAUCCUGGGAGACAACGCGCCACUGUGGAAGUCGUUUGGUCUGAGCACUGUGAUCUACCUCUUCUACCUUCCUGGUUCAUUUGGCGGUGCCUUUGUCAGCGACUGGUUGGGCCCGCGCAGUACCUUAGUUCUUGGAGUUGGUCUUCAGGGGAUUAUUGGCUUCGUCAUGUCUGGAUGCUAUGAGUAUCUUGCGACGCCCAAGAAUGUUGCGGGUUUUGUGGUCGUCUACGGUAUCUUCGUUUCGCUUGGAGAACUAGGCCCCGGAGACAAUAUCGGACUUUGCGCGGCAAAGAGCAGCGCAACUGCUAUUCGUGGUCAGUACUACGGUAUCGCCGCAGCUGCGGGCAAGAUUGGUGCUUUUGUAGGCACGUAUGUCAUCCCGAUUAUACAGAAGAACGCUCCGAACGAGGUUCGAUCUGGUCAGGAUCCUUUCUUUGUAUCGAGUGCACUGUGCAUUUUCAGUGCCGUCGUCGCCUUCUUCCUCUUUCCGAAGAUUGGACAGGACACUAUCACCGAAGAGGACCAGAAAUUCCGCGCAUUCCUCGAAGCUAACGGCUAUGAUACUGCCACCAUGGGUAACGCGGAGCAAACAACGACAACGAUAACUAACCCCCCGGAGCAGUGA